AUGACAUGAUGAUCAACUUCUUACGAUGCCUCUUGUUGUUCAAAGCUUAACACGUUUGGAAGUGUGGGAAUGCCAUAAGUUGAAGUGUGCAUUUACUUCAUGUAUGGUUAAAAGCUUUGUGCAACUAGAAACACUUAUUGUUUCUCAUUGUGAUGAAAUGGAAAACGUAAUUGAAGGAAUACUAGGUGGAGAAGAAAGGAUUAACAACAGCAUAAGGGUGUUCCCUAAGCUUAACUCGUUGAAACUCAACAAUCUUUCUAAUCUCAAAAGAUUUUGUUGUGGAAUCAAUUCAAUUGAAUUUCCAUUUUUAAGGAAAUUAGAAAUAAAGAAAUGUCCUGUUUUGAGUGCAUUCCAUUUUGAGACUGCAAGUAUUGGAAACAAUAUCUCAUUCGAUCCUAGUGUACCUCAGGCACAAUAUCUCUUCAGUGAGAAGGUGAUAUUUCCUGUGCUAGAGAAAUUGGGUAUUUGUUGUGGCAUUGAAUAUGAGGUACAAGAUGUUGAUUUGGAUAUUAGAACAACUAUGGAAUGUGAGCUAGAAGCAUGUCGUGAUGAUGAUAGCGUGAAAGAAUUGGUAAAGAAGUGUUUGAGUAGUAGUGGUGGCAUGGAAAACGUGGAAAGGUUAUGGCCUAACCAACUUGAUGAACAUUCCUAUUCUAAACUAACUUCUUUUUUCUUGGAAGGUUGUCCUAAGUUGUUGAAUGUUUUUCCAUUGAGUAUGUUGAUGAGACUUCAAAAGCUUGAGAAUUUGAGCAUAUGGAAUUGUGAAUCAUUAGAAGAAAUAAUAUGUGAAUCCCAAUCCUAAGAAAUUAACGUUAGUACUCUCAUUGGCUUGCCAAAUCUAAAAAGUAUAUGCCAUAAGACGCAGGCCAUAAGUUGGCAUUUAUUGAAGAAGAUGGAAGUGUAUGGAUGUAACAAAGUGGAGAUAUUGUUUGCUUCUCAAGAAAUAAGUGGAAACAUUAAUGAACAACCCCUCUUUUGGGUAAAUAAGUAUAUGUUUCCAAAUCUACAUCAACUUACUUUGGGAUGGAAUGUUGGAGUGAAAGAGAUAUGGCGUUUAAUUCCAUCAUCAAUAUCUUUCCAAAAUCUGAUAAUUUUGGAGGUAAGAGAAUGUGAUGGAAUCAUAAAACUAAUUACACAUUCCACAGCCAAAAGUCUAGUGCAUCUCAAAGAAAUGAGUAUACUAAAUUGCAAAAUGAUAGAAGAAAUAAUAGAAGGUGGGGACAAAAAUGAUCAAGAUGAAAUCAUUUUUCCACAACUCAACAGUUUGGAACUUGAAUCUCUACCAAAGUUAGAAAGCUUCUGCUCAUCAUGGAAUUAUACCUUUGGAUUCCCAUCCUUACAAACUGUAAUUGUGGAAGAUUGUCCAAAGAUGAAGAUAUUCUCUCAAGGACACUCAAACACUCCAAUGUUGAACGAAGUAGAAUUCCAUUGGAGUAGAUGUUAUGAAGAGCGUUGGGAAAGCGACCUUAAUAGCACCAUACGACAAUUUUUCAGAGAACAUGUAUGCGUAUUUCCAAAUUUCCUUAUUAUUUAGUAUUUAGAAAAAUUAGUAAUUGGUUUUAGGUUUCAUUAUCGAUAAUAUUCUCUAAUCAAUACCAAAGAAAUGGAAUGAGAAAAAGCUUUGUUAAGGUUAAUAGACAUAAUAGAGAAAGAGCAUGGUGAAGAAAAAAUGAUAUUUAUUAUUAAAA
Molecule: messenger RNA, 1688 nt
Organism: Gossypium arboreum
Lineage: Eukaryota; Viridiplantae; Streptophyta; Magnoliopsida; Malvales; Malvaceae
Exons: 3
Coding region: 26-802 (258 amino acids)
Source: RefSeq, a predicted model, not a curated record